This is a messenger RNA of Paraphaeosphaeria sporulosa, 883 nucleotides long. RefSeq lists its product as uncharacterized. Lineage: Eukaryota; Fungi; Ascomycota; Dothideomycetes; Pleosporales; Didymosphaeriaceae. The transcript has a single exon. The coding region runs from base 418 to 690 and encodes 90 amino acids. The record is from RefSeq and is a predicted model, not a curated record.
GUGGCAUAGCGAUUGGAUUGGCUUUGUUUUUUCUUUCCUUGUGCUUUCUUCCUAUCAAUGAAGUGUUGCGGAUAGGAUUCGUAUAUCUCUCGCUUCUUGCUUACUGUUGACGAGCCAAUACUUACACCGCCUAAUAACAACAGGGGCCAACUCCUCUACCUACCAUUUCGCAUCAGCAGCCCCAUCAGCAUGGCUUUCUUAUCCCCACACGUGAAGCAGAUAUUGGAUAGUCAAGACUCCGAUCCAUGUGACAGGAUUGCAGCAAAUCCAGCGGCAACUAUACAUACACGAACACUAUCCGUCUCCUUCCGCCACCUAAUCGCCCAACAAGGCCAUCGAGUCCUGCUAUUUAAAUACCCCCAAUCCAUUCCGCUAUCGCAUCUCUUCUAACGUUUCCUUGUUCCAUACCAUCUCACAAUGCACGUCUCCGUCCUCGCGCUGCCCUCCUUCUUUUUUCUAGUCCUCGCCCAGGGCCCCAACGACCCUGGCUUCUACAACACAGUCGCAGAGAUUUACUCGGGCCCCGGCUGCGAUGCGGCAUCCUUCGUCUGGGCAGAUCCUAUCUUUGGUCGUGGUGGCACAUGCCAGUUGCUUGAUCGCAACGAUAAUACGCCGGAUAUAAUUAGUUACAAGGUUACGACGCAGUAUCCUGGAUGCUCUGGUACGUUUUCUUGGCUAAAAGAGAGAUGAGAGGGGGUGUCAGAGAGGGAUGAAUAAGUCGGAGAGUGCUGAUGUGUGUGGUAGCAACGUUAUACACCGAUGAUGGGUGCUUGAGCACGGCGUAUCCGGCGCCGGUUGGGGUAUGUAUUGACGCGGCAGAUGGGAAGCCGUUCGUUAAGGCUUUUGUGGAGUGUCCGUUCUCGGAUAAUUAAAAGGUUGAAUA